CACCACAAAACAGUGAGUUUUGUAUCCGUUGCUUCUCUGAUGCUGGAACGACGCCGUCUCGGUCUUCUUCUUCAUUUGGGCGCCUCUGUUUCAAGUUCAAAGCUGAACCUGUUCUUCGUCCAUCUCCAGGCAAUGCAACUAGUGGAGGAGUUGAUUCCUGCUCAUCUUCACUCCUUUUCAAACCUCACUUCGCUUGAGCUCUUGAACCUCUCCCGCAAUGCCCUGAACGGAAGUUUCCCGGCAGAGAUCGCACGUGGAAUGAUCCAGCUCCAGAUCCUGGACAUAUCCGGCAACGAAAAUUCACGGGCCAGUUAUCACUAGUUGGGAUUGCGGCAAUGAAGAACCUAAGGCAUCUCAAUCUGCAGGGGAACAAAUUCUCCGGCGGAAUACCUCCGGCGAUUGGGGAUUUGACGAAAUUGGAGUCUCUGCUCCUCGACGGGAACCAGCUGUCCGGCGAAAUCCUCAAUGAGCUAUGCAAUUAUUGAAGUGUACGUUACGUUGUAUAUAUAGUUAUGCAGAGGACGAACUUGUACAUAUGUACUAUUGUGACGUGAGGACUGGAUUGAUAUUUGGUGCACGUGCAUUGUGGUUAGGGCGUGUGCAUGGCCGACUAUAUAACCCGGCAUUAGGGUUUAUAGUUGAGUGAUGAAAAUAAGAAAAAUAGAAAAGUUAA
Messenger RNA from Linum trigynum, 673 nucleotides. The record is from the annotation of a GenBank genome assembly. Lineage: Eukaryota; Viridiplantae; Streptophyta; Magnoliopsida; Malpighiales; Linaceae.